AUGAUCUCAGAUGAUGUAUUCGAUGAAGUGACUAAGAAUAGAAUCAUCACACUGGCAUCUUAUAGAAAGGGCCAGCUUUUGGUUGUAAGGUUGGAACGACUUACCCCAAAACAAGCCGCCAAAUACGAUGACGAUGAUAACGACAAAAAUGGUAGUGGUAGUGGUGGUGAUAGCGGUGGCGUAGGUGGUCGUGGUGUUGAUAAUGAUCGCAAGAAGGGGGUGAUGUACCAAGGGAGGGAGGGAAUUUUUCGGGGCGUACUCGUUUUGAAUGACAGACAAAAACCGCACCCCAAAGUAUGCAAGCCCCACGUGAUGACGUCAUUCAACGCUUACGUAGUCGACACGUCACAACCAGGCGAGUUUCUGGAGAGGCCGCAGAAAAAAGAAAAGAGAACUUUAAAAUUUUGGCUCUACAGAAGAACUAUCAGCACAUGUAACGAGGACAACAACAACAGCAACAACAACAACAACGACAACAACAACAACAUCUGCGAUAUCUCCACCACCAAAACAAAAAACAACUCUCUAGCCAGCAACAUCGACAACAUCAGCAACAAAAAUAACAACAACGACAUUUCCUACAAUGAUGACGAAAUCGACAAAAUCACUACUUGCGCCGGCUUCAUCCGACUUCUCAUUGAGCCGGACACUUUCCCAGUUGAUAGCGUCGGAUUUUUGAAAAAGGCACUGCUUCUCAUGAGACAGCACGCAAAACUGAAGAGGGUUGACCUGGAGUUCCAAACUGAACCCGACGAAGUAAAAGAGGAACCAACUGAAAUACCUCUUAUCGAAAACUUCAUUACCGUCCUGACACCUGCCGCCUACGACUAUCAAUAUCUGCCGGAAGUACCGGUCAGUCGGAAGUCUAUGAUCUGUUUCCGGUUGAAAGCGGCAGCAGACGGUCACGUGGCUUUAUCCUACGUGUACGGAGACACGGACAGACGGACGUACGAGGUCGUCCUUGGGGCGCAUGGCAACCGGAAGUCUCUCAUCAGAUAUGGAGGGAAGGGGGAAGUUAUGGUGGAGAGGCUCACUCCAUCCAUUCUGGACAGCGCUGAACUUCGACCUUUCUGGGUCAGCUGGAAUGUCAACUGCGUCAGAGUUGGGAGAGGGCUGGAAGUCGACAAGGACUUGAUAAUGGAAUGGACCAACAUACCCCUUCAUCAGCAUCAUCUGGUCAACCUCGUGUCAGUGUCUACAGGACCCGCCUCCGAAGGGAGAUGGGAGUUUGUGGAUUCCAUACGAGAUGACGAAAGAAUCAAAAGAAUUAAGACGGCAGAAGAUCCUGAAGUGCUUGGUGUGGUACUCGAAGAAGAUGAAGAUCAUGGAGAGGUUGGAAGAUGCUUUCCCGUGUUCACUUACUACGUCCCAGCUUCUCAAACAGAGCACGAUAAAGUUGAACAACAUGUUGGAAGCGGUAGUCUUCUUGAAGAACACACAAACUGGAGGGCAAAGUUGAAACUCGUGCCAUGCCUGCCUCGUCUCAACCAAACGAACGCGCCAACAGUCGCCAUCGUUACGACGUCGUACGCUGAAAAAAUAGCGGUAGACGCCAUGUUUGAUGAGAAAAUUUCGUACUUCAUCAAAGGAGAAAACGAAGAAAACAGCAUUUUUACCAUUGGAAGAAUGGCCAACAGAGUUGUGGUGGCUACGAAGUUGGGUAACUUUUCGCCAGAAACUGGCUGCAACGAGAAGCAUGCUAAAACUGUUGCGAAGCUCAUUGCUUCACUCCCCUCCAUAAGAUAUUUGUACUUGGUGUCAGUUGGUGGUGCGGUACCCCACUACACGAACUUCGAGCAGCACUGUAAACGCGGAGAUGUCGUUUUUUCCGGCCCCCGCCCUACAGAUGGCGCCUUUUACGUGGUCUGCCCGGAAGUCGAUGACGUAGAACCGGAAGUCGACCCAACUGGAAAUUCGGCGUUUUUUCCGACGAGUUGCUGGAAUAGUGGCGAUGAUGGAUUUGAUUCGCUGCAGAAGAGGGCGGCCAUUUUGGUUGACGGGUUUAAUAACAACCGGAAGUAUGAAAAGUGGAGGAAAUGGGAUAGUUUUGUAGAAUCAGCCCAGCAGAAACUCGUAGCAACGGACGAGCGAUUCCUCAGGCCCUCUCAAAAGACCGACAAGUUGCAGGCGCAACUCGAUAUUCGCCAACCGCCAAUAUUCGUAUCUCACCCACCGUGCCCGGCUAACAACGUUCGCCGAGAGAACCAGGCAUCUCUGAAAAUCGGCGCAAUCGCCAGUGGCGAUUGCGUGUCUCGGCAUCAUCUAUACCGGCGAAUAUUCGCGAAUCAGAAUCGAAUCGCUGCCUACGAUUGCGGUCUGGACAAAAUAGUGCAGGCCAUUGUGGACAGCAGACUCGGAGGCAACAAUAUGGAGAUUGUUUUAGGGAUGUGCGAUUAUUCCGAUGGACAGGUCGGCAAGUCGUGGCAGCCGUACGCUGCUUUGGUCGCUGCAGCUGCUUGCAAAGUUUUGCUGGUGGAUGUUUGAAAAUUUUUCGAUUUGUGAUAGGCUGGUCGAGGAUUGAUGAUUGGAUGAUUUGUGAUUGGAUGAUUUGUGAUUGGUGAUUAGUGAUUGGAUGAUUUGCGAUUGGAUGAUUUGCAAUUGGAUGAUUUGUGAUUGGUGAUUUUUGAUUGGACGAUUUGCGAUUGGAUGAUUUGCGAUUGGAUGAUUUGCGAUUGGAUGAUUUGCGAUUGGAUGAUUUGUGAUUGGUUGACCGGAUGAUUUGUGAUUGGAUGACUGAUUGUAAUUAAGAAUAUUUCUUAAACGAUAGAUUGAUGAAUGUGUUACUAGCUAUAUUUGAAUAAUCCGUGUAAAAAUGAAAAUUGUUUAUGAAAGAUUUUCUAGCACACGCAGAGAGGAUUGUUUGUUUGAUGUCCGCUAAAAUGAUAUAAUGUGUUAAGUUUAAAUGAAU
Messenger RNA from Helobdella robusta, 2908 nucleotides. RefSeq lists its product as hypothetical. Gene Ontology annotation, molecular function: catalytic activity. Bases 1 to 2484 code for a protein of 827 amino acids. NCBI's taxonomy places the organism in Eukaryota, Metazoa, Annelida, Clitellata, Rhynchobdellida, Glossiphoniidae. The transcript has 15 exons. Gene Ontology annotation, biological process: nucleoside metabolic process. The record is from RefSeq and is a predicted model, not a curated record.